Rhodotorula graminis WP1 is the source of this 381-nucleotide messenger RNA. RefSeq lists its product as uncharacterized. NCBI's taxonomy places the organism in Eukaryota, Fungi, Basidiomycota, Microbotryomycetes, Sporidiobolales, Sporidiobolaceae. The record is from RefSeq and is a predicted model, not a curated record. The transcript is spliced from 2 exons. Bases 1 to 255 code for a protein of 84 amino acids.
AUGCGCCCGACCCUCGUCCGCCUCGUGACCCGGCCGAUCCCCGUGUCGGCCAUCCCCUCGCACGCCCUGCGCCUCCCGCCAACCCCGGCACCCCGACCCAACCUCGACAUCUUGUCGCCCACGCUCGACCGCCUCGUCAAAUCCCCCCUGCCGUCCAACCUCCGCGUUAACGACUACGUCCCCAAGCGCAAAGAGUUCCACGGCGUCGCUCGCACCCACCGCGACCUUCUCCGGAGGCUUCGCCGCGAGGCAUAGACGGCCCUACUGGCGCAUGUAUCCUACACGAGGGCCGAGACGAGCAGGCGCGGCGAGGGCGUUGUACCAUCAGGGCGGGAGCUCGACGAGGAGGACGACGGGCAACUCGCAUUCGCAUUCCCACAG